UUUCUACACUCUGCGUGUUGAGGGAGAGAAAGAGCCAUGGGCAAGGUGAAGGGCAAGCAUCGUUUGGACAAAUACUACCGCCUAGCCAAAGAGCAUGGCUAUCGCUCUAGAGCCUCAUGGAAGCUCGCUCAGCUCGACACCAAGCACCAGUUCCUCCACUCCUCUCACGCCGUCCUUGACCUCUGCGCCGCCCCCGGCGGUUGGAUGCAAGUCGCUGUGCAGCGCGUGCCCGUUGGCAGCCUUGUCGUCGGCGUCGACUUGGUCCCCAUCGCCCCGGUCCGCGGCGCCUUCUCGAUCCAGCAGGACAUCACCAAGCCCGAGUGCACGGCCAGGCUCCGGAAGCUGAUGAAGGAGAACGGUUGCUCGGCUUUCGAUUUGGUGCUUCAUGAUGGGUCGCCUAAUGUCGGUGGGGCCUGGUCUUCGGAGGCCACUGCGCAGAACGCUUUGGUUGUUGAUUCGGUGAAGUUGGCUACCCAGCUUUUGGCUCCCAAAGGCACAUUCAUCACCAAAAUCUUCAGGUCGCAAGAUUAUAAUGCUGUCUACUAUUGUAUGAAGGAGUUAUUUGAGAAAGUUGAACAGGAUAAACCAGCAGCUAGUCGUAGUUCAUCUGCUGAGACAUAUCUUUUGGGUUUUAAGUACAAGGCUCCUGCAAAGAUUGAUCCGCGUCUACUUGAUGUGAAGCAUCUAUUUAAAUCUGUAGAACCUCAGAAGAAGGUGGUGGAUGUACUAAGAGGAACAAAGCAAAAAAGACACCGUGAUGGGUAUGAAGAUGGCGACACAAUUUUGAGAAAAGCAUCUUCGGCUGCUGACUUUAUUUGGUCUGAGGCCCCUCUUGAUAUCCUUGGUUCCGUUACUUCCAUAAACUUUGAGGGUGAGGCAUCUUUGCCCAUCAAGGAGCACGCUCUAACAACGGAAGAGGUUCAAACUCUCUGUGAUGAUUUGCGUGUUUUGGGGAAGCAAGAUUUCAAGCAUCUUUUGAAGUGGCGGGUGCAGAUUAGAAAGGCCUUAUCUCCUGAGAAGGCUAAUGCUUCUUCUGCCAAGGAAGUUGAAAAUGAGGAGAAUAAGGAGGAUGACGAAGACAAAAUACUCAAUGAAAUGGAGGAGCUGACAUAUGCUAUGGAGCGCAAGAAGAAACGUACAAAGAAGCUUCUAUCCAAAAGACGAGCUCAGGACAAGGUACGGAAGGCAACAGGGAUGCAAAUAGAUGCACUGCAAGAUGGUUAUACUGACAAUGAGUUAUUUUCUCUCGCUUCCAUCAAGGGUAAGAAAGAUCUGGUAGCCGUUGAUUCCACUGAAUAUGAUGGUGAGAAUGGUGACCUGGGAGAUAGUGAAAAUGAGGAAAGCCAUGAGCAAACCCAAGAAGAAUCAUCUAGUGAUAUAGACUCUGAUGAGGAACGCCGGAGAUACGAUGCACAAAUGGAAGACCUUCUCGAUCAGGCUUAUGAACAGUAUGUGUCGAAAAAGGAGGGAAGUGCAAAGCAGAGGAAGCGUAUAAAACAAGCGAAUUCUGAAGACGCUCAACUUUUGGAGGAUGUUGAUGGCAGUGAUAUGGUUCAGUCUGACUAUGAGUCAGACAAGGAGCAGGGUGGUCAGGAAAAGAAUCCUCUCUUGGAAGCACUUGAUGACGGGGAAGGGCCUACUCAGGAAGAGAUUACAAAUAACUGGUUUAGUCAGGAUAUCUUUGCCGAAGCUGUAGAGCAGGGGGAUUUGGAUAAGUCUGAUAGUGAAGAUGAAAUGCAGGUUGAAAGGCAGGAGAAACCUUCCUUGGUAGGAAAGGCCAAGGAGAAUAAUGCAAUUCAAAAUGUUAAGAAAAAGAUUGAAAACGAUGCUGCAGGGUCCAAUCACCAUCAAGUCCAAGCUUCAAAGGCAGAGGACGAUUUUGAGAUAGUACCGGCUCCUGGUACAGAUUCAAGUGAUGACUCAUCAUCAGAUGAAUCGGAGGAUAUGGAUAUUGAUAAGAAAGCCGAGAUACUGGCAUGUGCAAAGAAAAUGCUGAGGAAAAAGCCAAGGGAACAUAUGCUUGAUGAUGCGUAUAAUAAGUACAUGUUUGAUGAUGAGGGCUUGCCCAGGUGGUUUUUGGAUGAGGAAAAGAGGCACCGCCAACCAAUCAAACCUGUGACCAAAGAAGAGAUCAAUGCAAUGAAAGCGCAAUUUAAAGAAAUUGAUGCCCGGCCUGUGAAGAAGUUGGCAGAGGCUAAAGCUCGAAAGAAGCGGGUUGCCUUUAGGAAGCUUGAGAAGAUUCGUAAGAAGGCAAACACGAUAUCAGACCAGGCAGACAUCUCUGAUCGUUCAAAGAGGAAGCAAAUUGAACAAAUGUAUAAGAAGGCCGAGCCUAAGAGGCCUCAGAAGGAGUAUGUGGUUGCAAAGAAAGGAGUUCAAGUCAGGGUUGGCAAGGGUAAGGUCCGUGUCGAUCGACGGAUGAAAAAGGAUGCAAGGGGUAGCGGGGCGGGUAAAAGGCCAGGAAAAGGCAAUUCAAAGAAAAGUAAAAGUAGUGGCAAGGCUCAGAAAGGCAAGGGGCCUGGAAAGGCUUCAGCAAAGUCAGGAAAGAAGGGUGGCAGAUGAAAAAAAUAUGGGCAUGACGGAGCUUCCUUUUAAUCAAUAGGUGUUCGCAAAUUUCCAACAUGGUUUUUGUUUUUCCUUUUUUUAUAUUUUGUUAUUCCAUUUUUGUUUAUUGGAAUAAGCUAUAAUUGUGAGUUGUUUGUUGUAAUCAUGGUUCAAAACAUUAAUCCCUCAGUAAACCAAACUGUUUUAUUUUUUCUUCUGGCGGUGCUCAACAUAUGUUCUGGUGCACUCCAACAAAA
Molecule: messenger RNA, 2801 nt
Organism: Prunus persica (peach)
Lineage: Eukaryota; Viridiplantae; Streptophyta; Magnoliopsida; Rosales; Rosaceae
Product: putative rRNA methyltransferase
Exons: 11
Coding region: 37-2562 (841 amino acids)
Biological process (GO): rRNA methylation; maturation of LSU-rRNA from tricistronic rRNA transcript (SSU-rRNA, 5.8S rRNA, LSU-rRNA); maturation of 5.8S rRNA from tricistronic rRNA transcript (SSU-rRNA, 5.8S rRNA, LSU-rRNA)
Cellular component (GO): nucleolus; preribosome, large subunit precursor; nucleus
Molecular function (GO): rRNA (uridine-2'-O-ribose)-methyltransferase activity; rRNA (guanine) methyltransferase activity
Source: RefSeq, a predicted model, not a curated record